AUGUGGCGAAACUUCGGUCGGACGGCCAUUCUGGCCACGUGGACGAUCUUCUUGAUUUUGAACAGCGGCUUGGGCGGCGAACGAAUCUUCAAUAAUCUGCGGAUCAGCGAUGAACGCACUUCUUACAAAAUUCAAAGAACGAUGUCCCCCGCUUUUGACGGGAAAACUACCGAUCGCUUCGCGUUGCAACGCAUAAAGGAGGGCUUCAAAUCGAAUGAUCGUUCGUCAAUGCGUGCGAAAGCAGUUUCUCCGAAAUGCAAAAAUACGGAAAAUUCCAAUUUACGUCUGAGUGACUGUGAAAAGAGCAACGCGGUGAUGUCAAAUGCAGUGACUGCACCGAAGCACUUCAAAGAUAGUGACGGUAAAAAUGUCCGGUCGACUACCGAAGAAACGGCAACGAAAAAAGCGCGACUGUCAAAACUCAUUGCCGUGAAAAAGUUGCGGAACACAAGAAAUUAUCGCAAGUUCGGAUCGAAUGCAGCCGUAUCGUAUUCUCCGAAAUUAAAAGAAGCCGAAAUGAGACAUAAAAAAAUAACUACCCACGUGUUCUCGAGCAAACGGAAAAGAGCGAUAAGACGCGAUGUUCGCAAGAAGUUCGACGGAAAGAAGAAGAUCGAGUGGUGGAAGAGGCGCGAGAAGCGACGAAUCGACAAUAAAUACGGACCGAUCGCAUUUCGUUUCCCCGACGAAUUCCCGAGGCGUUCGCCAAGCGAAAAUAACGAUCCGGACGUACGCAAAAAUCUCGAUAGUUCGAAGAAGCAAUUCGAAACUAUGGAAAAUACCGAAUUUAGGAAAGUUAACGCGAUGCGCGAACGUAAUAAGAACGAAGGAGUUUCUCAAAGUUUCGAGUCGAUGAGAAACGGCGCAAAUAAUAAAUUGACGUACGCGAAAAACGAGUCUAAAACGUUGAAGAUAACACUGCCGAGUCGUUCGAGUUUAAAAGGAGAUCAGAAUCGUGAGAAUGUGGAAGCUAUUAUGAGCGUCACCGAUAGCGCAAUCGCCGAGGAUUCAACUUACGAUCGUUCUGCAAACGUCGCCUGGACUACGUUAAUCGCCGACUUCGAAAUCUCAAAUGCAAACGGCGAAGUCGUUGACGACGAGAACGCGAUAAGUUCGUAUCACUUUUCGAAAGACGAAGAUCCGAGAUCCUAUAAACCUUUGAACGAGUUUCAAACGAUCAUUGCGUACAAACUUCGCGGAGGAUAUUCGAAAUCGGGAUUUAAAGUAAAAUACUCAGACGUACGCGGGAACAGAAAAGAAAAUGAGAAUAACGUCAAUUCGAUUGCUAUUCGCGUAGAAAAUCCGCGCGGCAUUCGUCUAACUGGCACGGGAAUCAGAUUUGCGGAACGUUCUCGUACGCGGGAAGACGCGUUGGCGCGCGAUACGUCUGUCGGUUCGCGACGCGCAUACGUUUCGUCGAACAAUAUCCGCGGCGAGGCAAAAACAAAUAGCGAGACAGAGAAUCUUAGCGGAUCACGACCGAGAAGAAGAGACGCGGAGAAGAUGAUUACCGAUGUGGAUUACGCAACGCGCGAUAGACCACCUCGCGCCGAUGAACGUGAUCCAUUAUCUAGUUUAUCCACCGGGAAAAUCAACGAGACAAAGUUAGAUACGUAUACGGAACGUAUUUCAGUCACGCGGGAUAAGAAUCCGAUGCACGUACAACACGUCGAACUCGACGCUGACUGCGAGCGCUCGCGGACAACCGACUUCGAGGCCGAAGUUCGUGGCGUGCUUCGAACGAGCCUCAGGAAUGUUUCUGGUCUAUCGAGCAUGUCAAAAUUCGGGAUAGAUCUCUCGGCGCGAAAGAAUCAUAAUCGCGUGAAAUAUUCCGCGAAUUUCGAUCCGAUCGAUAUUACCGAGCCCACCCGUCGCGCGACCGCGACGAGAAGCGAUGAAAAAUCGAGACUCGACGAGGAGGACGAAUCCGCGAAAACUUCGAUCGUAAGCAAAUUCGCUUCUUCCGAUGUAACAAACGUCAGCGAUGAUUUAGGAGGAGUGCGGAAGAAGAUUAAUGAGUUCAAGCAAUUCGCAAACACAUUUACAACGAACACGUUCAAAUUAGAAAACGUCAGAGACAAAUCGACGAGUCGACGAGGAAAUCAUCGUGGCGUGCGUGAGGGAUCUAAAAUUUAUUCGCCAAACGGCGGUGUCGAACACGUGGCGAUCGAGUCCGUUGAUUGA
Molecule: messenger RNA, 2184 nt
Organism: Pseudomyrmex gracilis
Lineage: Eukaryota; Metazoa; Arthropoda; Insecta; Hymenoptera; Formicidae
Exons: 2
Coding region: 1-2184 (727 amino acids)
Source: RefSeq, a predicted model, not a curated record